This is a messenger RNA of Trypanosoma grayi, 1398 nucleotides long. RefSeq lists its product as hypothetical. The record is from RefSeq and is a predicted model, not a curated record. The transcript has a single exon. Bases 1 to 1398 code for a protein of 465 amino acids. NCBI's taxonomy places the organism in Eukaryota, Euglenozoa, Kinetoplastea, Trypanosomatida, Trypanosomatidae.
AUGGAAAGCUACAAAGAUGUGAUUCUCAGCCAGGCUCCGGCCAUGUACGACAAGACGGCGCGCGCCCCCACCAUCUCACUGGAGAACUACAAGGGCAUCCUUCUCUGUGCACGCCCAACAAAUCUCCCACACGGCCCGUCCACGCAGCUGCGCAGCGACACUGGGGGCCCCGGCUGCCUCGUAACCGCAAGUGGCGAGCCCGUGCCCGCGUUUGUUCCCGGCGGUGCGACGGAAAAGCCGGCGGGGCUGGGGCCUUCUGCCGAGGACCGUGCAACGAUGGAGCGCAACAACCGCAAGCGGCUAGAGAACUACAAAAAUCACCGAGCGAAUGCGUGCACCGUGCUGACGCGUCACCGACGCUGGCUUCAUAGUUUUGCACAGCAGGUGCGAAAGAUGAAGGAUGAUGAGAUACAGCGCGAGGUUGAUCUCGCGCGGCGGGCGGAGCUGCUGCGACAGCAGAGCGCGCAAAGACACGCCGAGGCCGCCGCGUGCAGUCCUUGUGCUGGAGCGGGUGCAACAGCAGCAAGGGAGCUCCAGCAGCAGCAACAACAGCGACAGCAGCAACAAGCUGCCGCUGACGGUGAGCGUGCCGCACCAUCUUCCGAUGGCGAAAAGAAGAAGGGCAAGAAGAAGAAGAAGCCAAAGUGGGCUCUCACUGAGGACGAGGCGCUUGAGGAUGAGCUGGAAGGGGCCAAUGACCUGCUGGAGUUCGCCAAAAAUCUCGACUACGAAAAGUUCAUCAGCGACUACGAAGUGGCGGGCGCCCUCGCCAUUAUGCGAGAGCGGGUGGAGGAGAUUGCGCGCGAGAACAACUGGAGCAAGGAGGCAAUGGAGCAUGCUGCGAGCGAGUCUGCCGAUGACGGGAUGGAAUAUGAGGACGACAUGGAGGGCAGCGAGGCGGGCGCGGCAGGCAAGGAAAGGCCGCGCAGAGAGUAUGAGGCGCACCCGCAGGUCAUCUCCACAGCAGCAGCAGCAGCAGCAAGAAAGGCGGCGCCCUGCGGUGCGGCGCAGCACGAGAAGGGGUGGGACGCCUCCAAGAGCGUCGGCGGCGUACUGCGGCGCGCCAUCUUCCGUGACACGCUGGUGCUGGCGGAGCGCAUUCUCGCCUCCUCCGCGUCAAUGCAGAAGAUUCACACCAAGUUCAGUCUCGCGCGUGUGCUGCAGAAGUGCGUGCUGAAUGGCACCGAUGCGACAGAGGCGAUGCAGAAGCCGUCAAUCGGCGGCAGUAGAGGCCUCGACGCGGUGCCGCGUGUAGCGAAGGUGCACCCCGACGCGACAGGAUUGGAGACGGGCGAUAGCGGCGCCGAUGCGGGCUCGCAGCGGGUGUUGGUGGAAAUGCAGCGCUCAAAGGAGCGGACGCAGGGCCUGCCUUACUUGUAUCGAUGCCCAGCCAUUUAG